Molecule: messenger RNA, 357 nt
Organism: Theobroma cacao (cacao)
Lineage: Eukaryota; Viridiplantae; Streptophyta; Magnoliopsida; Malvales; Malvaceae
Source: RefSeq, a predicted model, not a curated record
AUGCAUCUAAGUGAUAUGAGAAAGGAUGUUAAUGGCUCAAAGUUGCAAAAACCUUUAGAGUUUGAAUAUGGUGACUAUGUGUUUCUAAAAAUCUUGCCAACCAAAGGGGUUAAGAGAUUUGAGAAGAAAAGGAAAUUGAGCCUUAGGUACAUCAAACUUUUUGAGGUACAAAGGCGUGUGGGUGCAAUUGCUUAUCAUUUUGCAUUACUGCUUAAUUUGUCCGAUGUUCAUCUGAUUUUCCAUAUAUCCAUGCUUAGGAAGUUUGAUCCUGAUCCUUUGCAUCUGAUACAAUAUAAUGAUGUCCAGUUGCAAAAUAGACUUGGUUAUGAGGAGCAGCCCGUAGCCAUAUUGGAUUGA